AUGAUAUUUUCUUGUAGGCAUGAAUCAGAAUUUAUAGAAGAUAUUGCUAAGAAGAUAUCAGUGAAAUUAUGUCAGACCUAUACUGUUGUUCAUGAUGAGCUGAUUGGAAUUAAUUUACGUUUGGAGGAGUUGUACUCGAAAAUAGACAUUGGGGAAGAUGAUGUUCGCAUUAUAGGAACCUGUGGAAUGGGUGGCAUCGGUAAGACGACUCUUGCAAGAAUUGCUUAUACUCAAAUGUCACCUCAUUUUGAAGGUAAAACCUUUCUUGCUGACGUUCGAGGAGUUUCAGAUAAAUGUGGACUUGUUUCUUUACAGAAACAACUUCUUUCCCAGAUCUUGCUUGAUGAAUGCUUCAACUUUUUUAAUGUUCACGAAGGGAGUGCCAUAAUUAGUCAUAGAUUGUCUCACAAAAAGGUUCUUAUUGUUCUUGAUGAUGUUGAUAAUAUACAACACUUGAAAUGCUUGGUUGGAAAGCGUGAUUGGUUUGGUUUAGGGAGUAGAAUCAUUGUAACGACAAGAGAUGAACAUUUGCUUCGAUCUUACCGAGUUGAUGAUGUGUAUAAGCCUACAACAUUGAAUCCUGAUGAUGCCCUUAGGCUUUUUAAUUGGAAAGCUUUUGAUAGUGAUUCAACGCCGAAAGAUGAUUUCAUUGAGCUUUCUGAACAUGUUCUACAGUAUGCUAGUGGUCUCCCCUUAGCUCUUGAAGUUUUGGGUUCAUUUUUGUGCGGUAGAGAUGGAGCUCAAUGGAGAAGUGCAAUCAAAAGACUUAAACAAAAUUCUAACAAAGAAAUUCUCGAUAGACUUCGAAUUAGCUUUGAUGCGUUGGAAGAAUGCGAAAAGAACAUAUUUCUAGAUAUAGCAUGCUUCUUCAAUGGAGAGGAGAAAGAUUUUAUAAUGAAAGUAUUGGAUGGUUGUGAGUUUUUCCCACAUAUUGGAAUAAAUGUUCUCAUUAAGAAAUCUCUCAUAAAAGUCGAUGAGCACAAGCGUUUGUGGAUGCAUAGCUUGAUACAAGAAAUGGGAAGAAAAAUUGUUAGGGAAAAAUCUGUUGAUGAACCUGGAAAACGUUGCAGACUAUGGGAGGAAAAAGACGUCCAUCAUGUCCUAACAAAAAACACGGUUAGUCAUUUAACAAAAAUUACAUACUAA
Messenger RNA from Gossypium arboreum, 1146 nucleotides. RefSeq names its product TMV resistance protein N-like. The transcript has a single exon. Lineage: Eukaryota; Viridiplantae; Streptophyta; Magnoliopsida; Malvales; Malvaceae. Gene Ontology annotation, biological process: defense response. Gene Ontology annotation, molecular function: ADP binding. The coding region runs from base 1 to 1146 and encodes 381 amino acids. The record is from RefSeq and is a predicted model, not a curated record.